AUGGCUUCUGCUGCAGUCUGUGGUACCAAAAGAUCAUACUUCUUCGAAGACGAAAUCUCCUCCAUCCCGCUUCUAAAACGUAUCCGCUGCACCUCUCCGCCUGGCAUCCGGCCACCACAACCACCUCCAAAAGAAAACCCAGUUCCCAAAAAUCCUGUUCCUGCUAGUGGUGAACAAUGGGUGGACCUGCUAGUGAAAGAGAUGACGAGCGCAACAAGCGUGGACGACGCAAAAUCACGCGCAGGGAGAGUUCUUGAGAUGCUGCAGAAAGUUAUUAGCGAUCAGGUGACCGAAGAGGCGGCGAAGGGUUUUGAAACAGAGAAUUAUGCGUUGAAGGAAAGGUUUGAAGCUUUGUGCCACGAGAAUGGAGUGCUGAAGCGCGCUGUGGUGAUACAGCAUGAGAUGCUGAAGGAAGGGGAAGGGAAGGAGAAAGAAUUGAAGCAGUUCAAGGAGAUGGUCGAACAUUAUCAGGAGAAGGUUCGGAUGCUUGAAGUUAAUAAUUAUGCUUUGUCAGUGCAUUUGAAUCAGGCUUUGCAGGGAAAUUCUCUUGGUGGACGUUGUAAUCCCGAUGUGUACUAA
Messenger RNA from Populus trichocarpa (black cottonwood), 579 nucleotides. RefSeq lists its product as uncharacterized. The coding region runs from base 1 to 579 and encodes 192 amino acids. Lineage: Eukaryota; Viridiplantae; Streptophyta; Magnoliopsida; Malpighiales; Salicaceae. The transcript has a single exon. The record is from RefSeq and is a predicted model, not a curated record.